AUGAAGGAAGAAGAAGAAGAAAGAGGGCCACAUCCAUUGUUGAAGGGAGGUAGAAAGAAUGGGCAAUCCUCAAGCUACAGCCAUGGCUUCUCACCUUCACAGAUCCAAUCACUGACUGCCAUCUGUCGCACUCUCAUCCCUUCCCUCCAAACUGGCGCUGUUGAUGUUGAUAAUAAUAAUGAUGAGUUCUACCAGUCUUCGGGCCCUCAUGAGGUGGCAGAGUUUAUGAUGAAGAGGGGUGUAGCCGAAGCAGUGUUCAUUGUACGCAUAGUGUUGAGAUUAUUAUCAAGCAGAUUGGGGACACUUUUGCUAUGCGGGCGUAUUUGUUUGAACCGAAAAUGGCCAUUUGUGCACUGUUUUUCCGAGUUGCCUUUGAACAAACGAGAAACUAUCCUUCAAACCUGGUCGAAGGAGACAUUUCUGCUACCCUUGAGAAUAUCGUUCUUAAUGCUGAAAGCCCUCUGUCUCUUUGUCUUUUUCUCUCGGAUUGAUGAAAAUUCAACUAACCCGGCAUGGAAAGCCAUUGGAUAUCAAGUGGAAGCUGUGGAGAAACCCACGGCACCACAAAACGAAAGGCCGCUCGAAAAGGGAAUAAUCGAGACCACGAACCAAAACGGGUCAUCCCUAAAAGAAUCCCUAAUCCGAAAGGGCAUACAUAUCACGGAUGAUACGAAUGAGAAUAAUGCAUACAGAAUCAAAUGCGAUGUCGUGGUCGUGGGUUCGGGCAGUGGAGGCGGAGUUGCAGCAGCAAUCCUCGCAAAAUCGGGCCAGAAAGUGCUUGUCCUCGAAAAAGGCCAGUACUUUGUGGCCCGAGAUUAUUCGGGCCUAGAAGGCCCAUCCGUGUCCGAGCUGUACGAGUCGGGCGGGAUGCUCUCGACUCGAGACGGAAAAAUAAUGAUCUUGGCCGGAUCAACGGUCGGUGGUGGCUCGUCCGUAAACUGGUCUGCAUGCAUAAGAACACCGGAUCACAUCCUCCGAGAAUGGUCCCACAAAAACAAGAUUACAUUUUUCGACACAUGUGAAUAUCGAUCAGCCAUGGAUCGCGUGUGCGAAAGGAUUGGCGUCACGGAGAAUUGCACGGAAGAAGGGUUUAAUAACCGAGUGCUUCGAAGGGGUUGCGAGAAUCUCGGCGUAAAAGUCGAUCCCGUGCCGAGAAAUACUUCUGCCAACCACUAUUGCGGUUCGUGUUGUUAUGGCUGCCGAAGGGGUGAUAAAAAAGGGACCGAUUUAACUUGGCUCGUUGACGCCGUUGAGAACGGUGCCGUGAUCUUAUCCGGAUGUAAAGCCGAAAAAUUCAUCCUUAAUGACGAAAAGCCCCGGAAAAAGUGUGUUGGGGUUAUUGCGAGCACUGAAAUCGGGAAGAAUGUGAUGAAAAUCAAACUCAUUAUUGAAGCUAAGGCGACGAUUUCUGCAUGCGGCGCUCUUUCGACCCCUCCGUUAUUAAUCUCGAGCGGCUUAACGAACAAGAACAUCGGGGAGAAUUUGCACUUGCAUCCCGUCUCGUUCGUGUGGGGUUACUUUCCGGAAUCUUCCGCGGAGCUCGAAGGGAAAAGCUUCGAGGGUGGGAUCAUAACUUCUUUCCACAAGAAGCCCACGAGCGCAUGUUGA
This is a messenger RNA of Striga hermonthica, 1608 nucleotides long. NCBI's taxonomy places the organism in Eukaryota, Viridiplantae, Streptophyta, Magnoliopsida, Lamiales, Orobanchaceae. The record is from the annotation of a GenBank genome assembly.